Entrophospora sp. SA101 is the source of this 366-nucleotide messenger RNA. The record is from the annotation of a GenBank genome assembly. NCBI's taxonomy places the organism in Eukaryota, Fungi, Glomeromycota, Glomeromycetes, Entrophosporales, Entrophosporaceae.
AUGAUAGGUACAAAAGAAUUAAUAGAAAGAACAGUUAAAAGCGUAAAAAAAAAAGAUAAAGAAUUAAUCAUUAAGGAAGCUUUAAACAAUGGUGAAGAAAUAGCAAUUAAAAACUUUUUCACUAUCAAGCGACAAACACCAAAAACAAAAGGUAGUAAACGCUGUGAUAAACACGAAAGAGAAAUAGAAAGUUUUCGUCGGGCAAAUAAAGGGAAAGGCAUUCAAGCUUACGCCAAAUCGGAAAUUUUUAAAAAAUUGGUUACUGACACUAGAAAUUGCAACAAUUGUAAAAUAAAAAAACAACAAAUAGCAAAAUCAGCCAAACCAACUACCCGAAUAACUUUGAAAACGAGCAAAAAUUUCUGA